This is a messenger RNA of Drosophila hydei, 3099 nucleotides long. RefSeq lists its product as uncharacterized. NCBI's taxonomy places the organism in Eukaryota, Metazoa, Arthropoda, Insecta, Diptera, Drosophilidae. The transcript is spliced from 7 exons. The record is from RefSeq and is a predicted model, not a curated record. Bases 903 to 2234 code for a protein of 443 amino acids.
CACGGACGUGACAGCGGCUGGCCAGAGGCAUCAGCAACGGGUGUUAACAAUAUUAUGUGGUUGUGGAAUUAGCUGCCAAAUAUCAACGUCAAUUCGACAAGUUGGCAUCAUGCCUCACGUAAAACUUGGCCCAUUACCACGUCAGUACUUCGGUCUGUGUACUCGGUCACUAGCCGGGGCGUGAAAAUUAUUAGUGUGCAAUUGUUUUCAAAGCGCACGGGCAAUUAAAGUUUCAAAGCCGUUGACGAAUAAAGUCUAAUGGCUGCUUGAUGCAAGUCACGACAUAAAUUGCAUGUCCAGGUAGUUAAACGACAUGAAAAAUACGUAGAAGAGACGGCUAUAGUGUGGUCGUGAGUUUGUGUGUGUGUGGAUAAAUACAGACGUGUCAGUUACUCCAGUGGAAUUCAAAGAAUAACAACAAUAAUUGGAUCAGUGGAUCACUUUCAGAAUAUUUAUUAAAACUGGAAAUGGCAUAUUCAACUUUGACUGCCCAUAAGACUUAACAGACCCCAGAAUUUAAGCGAAAUAUAUCCCAACUCGCAUUUAAUGAGCCACUGCCAGUGUCUACAUAUGGGACUCGAGACUCUUUACCAAACAAACUAUAAAUGGCAACAGGCUGAAAUUUAUGCGAAAAGUUACACAAAGUAAUAAGCACACAAAACAAAGCGAAAGUAAACAGAAUGCCAACAAAUCCCAUAAACAAAAGGCACACAAACUGAAACGAACAACUAUCAAAUAAGGCAAAAGAAAGAAAAUCACUUAAAUCUGGAAGAAAACAGAUUACAAGCAGACCCCAAGUCACCAAGAACUUCAACGCAUUCCAAUUUCCACUGUGCCACUGGCACACCCAGAGUAGGACUUCGUAUCAUUAGCUGGGUAUAAGGGAUUAUUAUGUCAUAAAUAUGAAACACAUAAGCGAUAUACGCAUCAUUGUGCUCAUUUGCUGUUUGCUACAAGGUUUCGCACUAGGCGUGCGCAUGAUCAAAGUCUCCAUACCCGCUUUCAAGAUGCGUGGUGAAUCGGCAUUCAUGGAAUGCCAAUACGAGCUGAACCGCACACAUGGCCCGCAAAUAAUCAGUAAUGGGCAUAGAGAGCGCGAUCGCUAUUCGCCACAUCCAGGAGCCGAUCUACACUAUGUCGAUUCAACUGACAUUGAGAGACAGCCGCAUCGGCGCACGCAUCAGGGAAAACGACAAUACCAAGCGCGUCGACAGCAGCAUCAACCACUGGCCAUGCGGCAGUAUCAGAGUCAGAGUCACACAGAAAGACAUAAUCCGCCGCUGCCGGAGAAGUCGCCCUACGGUCACAGCGUCUACCGAGGCAGUGCAGCAUCUGGUUAUCUGGGUGGACGUGUUGGCGCUAGUGUUCAUAACGGCGGCGGCGGCGGUGGUGGAGGCGGCAAUAGUGUCAGCGGCAGCAGUAGCUCCAGCGGAUCUAUUUCCUAUAUGCCCGACUUCGGACGAGACGAUCGAUACGAUGAGAGCGAUGAGGAGGAGGAGGAGACUCAAGAAGAAGGCGAGUCGCUCUACGCCAUCAAAUGGUACAAAGACAACGAGGAGUUCUAUCGCUAUGUGCCAAAGGCGCGUCCACCCAAGACCAGCUACCGCGUGGACGGUGUGCGCGUGAUUGAGGAGCUGUCCGAUGCUAGUCGCGUUCUGCUGCGUGGACUUACCCUCAACUCGACUGGUCUCUACCGCUGUGAAAUCUCCGCCGAAGCGCCAAAUUUCUCAUCUGUGCAGGGCGAGGGUCGCAUGGACAUUGUGUUUUUGCCACGCGAUGGACCUCACAUUAGAGGGCAACAGCAUCAGUAUCAAAUCGGUGAAUACUUAACUUUAAACUGCACGUCGGGGAAAUCACAUCCAGCAUCGCAUCUGCAGUGGUUCGUCAAUGAGCAGCCGAUACUAGAGGAGCAGUACCUGCACAAAUACAACGAUAUUGUGCACAAGCACGGGCUAAUCACUUCGAUACUGGGCCUGCAGCUGGAGCUGGAACCACGACAUUUUCAUGACGGUGACAUGCGCGUCAAGUGCCUGGCUAGCAUAUCGCCAGUGUUGUGGAAGGGUGGCAGGGAGAGCAUUUUACAGCGUCGUCCUGGCAUUAUUGACAAUCGCGAGACAAUGCUUUUGGUGCGUAGCGAUGCUGGACAGAUUGAGAGCAAUUUACUGCGUCUGCUGACCAUCACCAUCAUCCUGGCGCGCAUUGGUCAGUGGCUGCUCCAGCCUGAGCUGACCUAGGCUGACCUGUGGGCGGAGUUAAAGGCGAACGCAUGAUUUUCGAUUCGAUUCAAUUCAAUUCAAUUCGAUUCAAUUCAAUUCAAUUCAAUUGCAAUUGCAGAGCAUAAAAGGUGAUUUUGUAUACUUAAAGUGUAAUAUCUUUAGUUUCUAAGCGAUAACCGAUAACAGGAAACUCCCCGGCAACCACUCAAGUUGAUGGCCCAAUCAAUAAGCAUAAGUGUCUGAAUGUGUAGUAGUAACUUAACAAAAAGAAAAAUAAACUUAAAUACAUACUCACACUCAGAGAGACACAUACAAAAAGAUAAUAGUUAUAACAAUCCAUAUUCAAAUUGAAUUGUGUCGUAACUUUAGACAAAAUGUGGUAAAUCUAGUGCAAAUAUCGUAUCUCCCACAUACACAUACACAUACACAUACACAUACUCAUACAUACAAGCAUAAGAGGAAAGUUUUCAAAUGCAUAUCUAUCAUUAACUGUUAACUUUUAGAUGAGAGAAAAUGGCAGACGGCGAGAGGAGGAGCUCUAACACCAACACCGUACGAAAAUACGAAAAUAGUUAUUUAAAUGUGUGCUUCAUGUGUGUUUGUGUGUGUCCGUGUGUGUAUCUCUGGCAAAAUGAAAUCCAAUUAAAAACAUUUUUACUCGAAAAAACGACGAGCAUCCAAAAACUACUCGCACAAUAAAAGGAUGGCUGAGCUUAGUUUCUGUGUAAAUAAUUCAAUGUAACCAAAGCGAAAUUCAAAUCUCAAAUUUACCAUACACUCAUGCACACACAGCCGCACCUCACGAUUAUAUUGUCUGCUUCAGAAAUGUCAUUUGCCUCAUUUUCAAUUUAAAUACAGACCGACAGCCAGCCAACCAGCCAGC